AUGCCAAUGAUGAUGAGAACGGCAACAGUUGUCCGGAAGAACAGACGAAGAUCUGCAGCAGCUUCAUCACGCCAAGCUCAGAAAACAACAACAUCUUUUAACAGACGAGCUUCAGCUCCAUCAAUGUCACCUCAUCACCAUCAUCCAGUCUUUUCGCCUAGACCCAUAAGUCGUAGUGCUGAGACUGUAGCAAGAACUGUAACUCCAUAUGCAUCUCCUAGCAAAAGUGUUACAUUUCAUACGGAAACGGAGGAAAUAUGUAUCAACUCUCGUCCGGACACAUUAGCCAUUAGAGGGAAAUACAUCGAUUAUUUCCCUUUGAUGGAACUCUCUAAUUGA
Lottia gigantea (owl limpet) is the source of this 339-nucleotide messenger RNA. RefSeq lists its product as hypothetical. The record is from RefSeq and is a predicted model, not a curated record. The transcript has 2 exons. The coding region runs from base 1 to 339 and encodes 112 amino acids. NCBI's taxonomy places the organism in Eukaryota, Metazoa, Mollusca, Gastropoda, Lottiidae.